This is a messenger RNA of Maylandia zebra (zebra mbuna), 4309 nucleotides long. It is a transcript of the gene rbpjb, whose product is annotated as recombination signal binding protein for immunoglobulin kappa J region b. Gene Ontology annotation, molecular function: RNA polymerase II cis-regulatory region sequence-specific DNA binding; DNA-binding transcription activator activity, RNA polymerase II-specific. Gene Ontology annotation, biological process: regulation of transcription by RNA polymerase II. NCBI's taxonomy places the organism in Eukaryota, Metazoa, Chordata, Actinopteri, Cichliformes, Cichlidae. Gene Ontology annotation, cellular component: nucleus. The record is from RefSeq and is a predicted model, not a curated record.
UGUGUGAGAGAGAGAGUGUGUAUGUGUUGCUGUUACCCGCCGCCUCCCCUUUUUUUCUCUCCGUCUUACUCACCCACCCCCUUUUCUCUCCGACUCCCUCGUCCCUACACCUCCAGUCCUGCUCCUGUUGUCUCGGCGGAUUGUUGGGCUGUGGGAGAGAAGGGGAUAUCGCGAGUAUUGGAGUUUUGGUGAGAGUUUGUGGAAGAUGGCGCCUGUUGUGACAGGGAAGUUCGGGGAGCGCCCUCAGCCACAGCGCCUAACAAGAGAAGCGAUGAGGAAUUACCUGAAGGAGCGAGGAGACCAAACUGUCAUGAUCCUACACGCAAAAGUUGCACAGAAAUCCUAUGGCAAUGAGAAAAGGUUCUUCUGCCCUCCUCCCUGUGUGUACCUGAUGGGCAGCGGCUGGAAGAAAAAGAAGGACCAGAUGGAGCGAGACGGCUGCUCCGACCAGGAGUCGCAGCCUUGCGCCUUCAUCGGCAUCGGCAACAGCGACCAAGAAAUGCAACAGCUCAACUUAGAGGGAAAGAAUUAUUGCACAGCCAAAACCUUGUACAUAUCCGACUCUGACAAGAGAAAGCACUUCAUGUUGUCUGUCAAGAUGUUCUACGGCAACAGCGCGGACAUCGGCGUCUUCCUCAGCAAGAGGAUCAAAGUCAUCUCCAAGCCCUCCAAAAAGAAGCAGUCCCUCAAAAAUGCUGACUUGUGCAUUGCAUCGGGGACCAAGGUGGCACUGUUCAACCGACUGCGCUCCCAAACAGUCAGCACGCGGUAUCUACACGUGGAGGGUGGCAACUUUCACGCCAGCUCCCAACAGUGGGGCGCUUUCUACAUCCACCUGUUGGACGAUGAGGAGUCAGAAGGAGAGGAGUUCACUGUGAGAGACGGUUAUAUCCACUACGGCCAGACGGUCAAGCUGGUCUGCUCCGUCACCGGCAUGGCCCUGCCCAGACUGAUCAUCCGGAAGGUGGACAAGCAGACGGCGCUGCUGGACGCCGAUGACCCCGUCUCCCAGCUCCACAAGUGUGCCUUCUACCUGAAGGACACAGAGCGCAUGUACCUGUGCCUUUCCCAAGAAAGGAUCAUCCAGUUUCAAGCCACUCCAUGCCCAAAGGAACCAAACAAGGAGAUGAUCAACGACGGAGCCUCCUGGACAAUCAUCAGCACAGACAAGGCCGAAUACACCUUCUACGAGGGCAUGGGCCCCGUCCACUCGCCUGUCACCCCGGUGCCUGUGGUGGAGAGCUUACAGCUAAACGGCGGCGGGGAUGUCGCCAUGCUGGAGCUGACGGGACAGAACUUCACUCCAAAUCUGCGGGUCUGGUUCGGAGACGUUGAGGCUGAGACCAUGUACAGGUGUGCCGAGAGCAUGCUGUGUGUGGUGCCCGACAUCUCCGCCUUCCGCGAGGGCUGGCGCUGGGUGCGACAGCCCGUCCAGGUGCCCGUCACUUUGGUGAGGAACGACGGCAUCAUCUACUCCACCACACUGACCUUCACCUACACGCCAGAGCCGGGACCGAGGCCACACUGCAGCGCCGCCGGCGCCAUCCUGCGGGCCAGCAACUCGGGCCUGCUCAGCAACAGCAGCCAGGAGGCCGGCUCCAGCGUCUACGGCUCCAACAGCACUUCCAACGCAGGAGUCACGUCUUCUUCCUCCACCGCCGCAGCCGUGGUCUCCUAACGCACACAUGGGGGGGGCACUCAUACAUGCCUUGAGAGCAAAUAUACCCUGAGGUAUAUGAAGACUAUAGGAAAUAAACAAAACUGACUCUAAAAGUGCUGCGUUCAUUUUGGAUACAAAGAAGCUGCAAAGGAAAACAAAACAAAAGAAUCGGUGGGACAGAGGAGCCCUACGCAGAGGGAAAUCUGAAGGAGUGACAUCACAACGUUGUCAGCUGAUGGGAAUAAACGUAUAUAAAGUGCUCCUUGACACGCCUCCCCACCCCAGCCCCCCCACUCUCUUCUCCUGUGGUUACUUUAGGGACCUGCCUGUCCAGUUCUGGUGUUGGGAAUGAGUGAAUUCCUGCAGGCUCAGAGCACCAGCACCUUUCUACAGCUGUGAGGACGGAAACCACAACAACAGUACAUCCACCGUGUGCAUCCCACCUCCCCUUUAUCCUCCCCGCUCCGUUUAAAUUUUUUUGUAAUUAUUCCUUUUUGUUUCUCACAUUCACGUCUGAAACCCUUACCAGGGGUGGGGGCGGGGGUGGUUUGGAUGUGUUGUUGUUGGAGGGAGUGCAAGGAUGCAGAGGGACACACAUAAAACGUGACGAUAACAUAGUUUUUAUGGACCAAGGAUCUUGUAUAAGCUUUAGUAAAGGUACAUUUUUCUCCAUACCUUUUUUUGUAUUAAACAUAUAGUACACUUUUGUUACCAAAUAGUUUCUAUUCUUCCUCUGAGCUUGGGCUUUGUUUUUAUUUUUAUUUUUUAUUUUUUCUCCCCUUCGAGGUCCAAAAUCCCAACCUGUAUGUUAUUGUGACCUUACUUCAAACGCCUUUUUUUGGGUUUCAUUUUGAUAUACUUGCUUCUUCUUUUUGGGGAAAAGUCUGAAGUCUUGGGUUGGGUUUUUAUUUUAUUUUAAUUUUUUUUUUAAGAUUUUACAUAAGCAAAGAUCUUUUUGUUUGUUUUGUUCUGUUUUUUUGCUUUUGAAAGGGGACAAACCUCAGAGGGCCUAUUUUUAUCAUUGGUUUUUAAUGAAGUCUUUAAGAAAAAAAAAAAAAAAAAGAAAAGCUUUAAGCAACGCCUCUGCCUUGCCUGCAAUACUCUGUGUGCGCUGUGUCUCCUGGAAAGUAUACACAUCAGUACAUGUCACACGGAGCCAUAGCAACAUCUGCAGAACACGAAAGCGGUCUUCUGCGAGAGCAAAUCCGUCUGCCGCUUUCAAACUAAUGUACCGAGCGUAGUCUUCGACUUCAAAGGAUAGCCUUAGUACUGUAUAUUCUUACUGUGUAUACAGGUAAGCCAGUCACAUAUCUGAUAAUAUCCUUUAUCUGUCACUGCUAACGUAUCCAAUAAUGUAGUGUCUCGAAACUUGCACCUAGCAAAGGUGUCUUCCAGUCCGUGCUGUAGUUCUGGUGGCAUUUAUCUCCAAAAACACAAAAAACAACAGAGGGGGGGAAAAAAGACACUUUCAAUUUGAUGUGGCCUUACUGAAAACUUCAAAUAGAAGAAGGAAAAACACUUCAGUUUUCUUAUAUGCUGUUUACUCACCUUGGGAGAACCUGUGCAUAGCACAAAAGCUAGCCGACGCCUCGCUUCUCUGCUGUUUGGAGCUCAUCGCCGCGGCUCUCCAACCACCUUCCCCGUGCAGAGCAGCCUUCUGAAGGGAGCCUUCAUUCCCAGUGUACAAGUACAAUAACCCACUUUUUUUUUUUAAACUCUCACACUGGUGCCCGGCACCUUCUCACUUUUUGGUACAACGUCUCACGAGCACUGUAAGCUCUUUUUCAGCCUUCUUCUUCUUUGGUUUUUCUCAAUGUUAUUUUUCUUUAAAGAAAAAAAGUCCUGUGGUUUAAUAUGUUGGCCGAGCAAGCGUGUGUACAUUGUGAACUCACUGUCCGAGUAGUUGCACUCAUUCAUGUUCGAUGGCGAGACCUGUAGGAGUUAUAAAGGCCUUCUAAAAGUGUAUUACUGAAAAUGUGCAUUUCCAAAACAUAACAGCAAUAUUGUACAGGUCAUCUCAUCAGUUUUUGUUUUCGUUUCGGGUUUUGUCCGCCUGAGCACUAGUUCACCAGCCAGCAAAUAUAUAUGUGUAUGUGUGCGUGCGUGUUUCAUAUACAGUCGCUGUAAUCGGUGUAUUGAGUCAGACUCGCUCCGCGUCCUCUCCGAGAAAAAGGAAAAAACAACUUUUAUUGGUGUUUUUUUUUUUUAAAUGUCUUCCACCGGGAUCUAAACGUCUGAUAAAUGUGGAUAAAACAUUCAAAGGCAAUACUUGUGAUCGCAGUAUUACAGUACAACUGUAUACAAAGAACAAUACUGUGACUUGAAUGCGUGCUUAAUGAAGUAUUUCAGUUUUUCUUAUUCGCGCCCUCGAAACAGGAACACACAGACUCAUUUGCCCCCCCCCCCCCCCCCCCCCCACACGCUUCCAUGUAAAAAAUAAAAUAAAAAAAUAAAAAUAUUAAUAAGAGAAAAGUUUAAAUUAUGCCCCUCCCCCUUCUUCCCCCAUUUUGCCGUUCUUGCCCACCUGUGUGUCGUUAAUGUUAAAUGUUUUAUAUUGUAAUAUUGAUAUUUUUUAAAUUAUUGGUACAAAGUUUCCCCUUGUCUUAUGUCCACACACAAAAAAAGAAUUAAAAACGGAAAAAAAACCUA